Messenger RNA from Penicillium hordei, 948 nucleotides. RefSeq lists its product as uncharacterized. The transcript is spliced from 4 exons. NCBI's taxonomy places the organism in Eukaryota, Fungi, Ascomycota, Eurotiomycetes, Eurotiales, Aspergillaceae. The record is from RefSeq and is a predicted model, not a curated record. Bases 1 to 948 code for a protein of 315 amino acids.
AUGACUAUUGCAAUCGCCGGAUGUGGUCCAGUUGGGAUCACUAUCUUAGAGACUUUGCUAGAGAGCUCCAAAUACCAAGGCCAAAUAGUUAUUCUAACUCGGACCCAGAAUUUACGGUCCACACCACUUCUAAAUCGAACGACCCAGAUCAAGGUCGACUACAAUGAUGUUCAUUCGACUACCACGCAGCUUGAAGCCCAUCAAGUGCACACAGUCAUCUGCACAUUUGGAGUUGGCUCGGUCGAGGCAUUCCAGGCAGAGUUAGAUCUGAUAAAAGCUUGCGAAAGAUCGGUGGUGACGAGACGAUUCAUUCCUAGUGAAUACUCUUUUCCUCACGAAGCAUCCCCAGACAUAUAUCCUGAAGGCCAGUACUUCAUCGACGUCGUGAAGGCUUUAAAAAAGGCGAAUUUGGAAUACACCCGGAUCUUCGUGGGUACUUUCAUGGACUAUUGGGGUAUGCCGAACACACGAACCCAUAUCGGGUAUUUUGGUUUUGGUGUCGAGAUCAGUAGUGCUCGAGCUCUCAUUCCCGGGGAUGGAAAUGAUGUGUUUACUGUUACCUACUCGUAUGAUAUGGCAAGGUUCAUCGUGGGCCUACUCGAUCUUGAAUCGUGGCCCGAGACCUGCCAUUUUAGCGGGGACGAUAUUACUUUCAAUCAGAUACUGGACCAAGCACAGAGGCUUCGAGGUAAAAAGUUCGAUGUGACGUAUGUCAGCGUCGAUCGGGUUAAGAAGAACCAAGUUCCUCCAGUUCCACAGUCUCAGGAGGCGUAUUAUGACUCGGAGAUGGUGGAGUGGCUGACCCAUUACAUGAGCCUGGCCUUGAUCCACGGAGAGAUGGAGCUUCCACGACAAGGUCGAAUGAAUACUGCACUCCCGCAUAUUCAGCCCAUAUCCAUAUCUGAGUUUUUAACCCAUGCAUGGUCUACAACCUCAAGUUCUACUUGA